GCCCUGGUUUCCGUAUCAGCCGUUUCCAGUGGCCGGUUUUAUGAACCUCUGACCUUUGGCCCUUCUGCAACUCGAAAGACUCAGCCGCCUGGGGUUAGUGUUUAUCAGAGCUAUCAAACACUGGAUAUACCGCGCCAAUCCGACGGAUUCAAAUAUCGCCAAAGGCUGCGCCAGUGGUGAAGUUGAACAAAGGAAAAACCGGUUGCCACGGGAACGUAGCAGAGGCAUUGCGUGUGAAAAGAGCUGGAGCAGCAGCAGGUGGCGGGUGGUUCGAUUCGAUUGAUUUUCAGCGUUUGUGCCACGCCGACGACAUGCAGGAGGCAUACGUCAACAUCAACUCGAUACCCACGCACAUCUUCACGUGGGGCAAGUGGAUCGAGGAGACUUUGACCGAGAAGGAGGUGGUAAUCUGCAUCACGGGCAAUCCCGGUCUGCCCGGCUUCUACACAGAGUUCGCGGGGACACUGCAGAGGGAGUUGGGUGACCUUCCCGUCUGGGUGAUAGGACAUGCUGGCCACGAUGAUCCACCGGAGGCCAGCAUUCGGGAGGUGCCCCAGCUCAGCGGCAAUGAGGAGCUCUUCAACUUAGACGGGCAAAUCCGGCACAAGAUCGCCUUCAUUGAGAAGUACGUGCCGAGUGAUGUGAAAAUCCAUUUAAUUGGCCACUCUAUUGGCGCCUGGAUGAUUCUGCAACUGCUGGAGAACGAGCGGAUACGGAACCGGGUCCAGAAGUGCUAUAUGCUCUUCCCCACCGUUGAGCGCAUGAUGGAGUCGCCCAACGGCUGGGUCUUCACCAAGAUAGCCAUGCCACUGUACUCGGUCUUUGGCUACUUAUUCUUCACGCUCUUUGCGGCGCUGCCCGUUUGGCUGCGCCUGUUAUUUAUACAGAUAUACUUCCUGAUCUUCUCCAUUCCGCGGCAUUUCCUGGGCACUGCCCUGAAGUACUCGAAGCCCUCGGUGGCGGAGAAGGUGGUCUUCCUCGCUGACGACGAGAUGGCCCGCGUCCGGGGCAUACAGCGGGAGAUUGUGGAACAGAAUCUGGACUUGCUGAAGUUCUACUAUGGCACCACCGAUGGCUGGGUGCCCGUCUCCUACUACGAACAGCUCAAAAAGGAUUAUCCCAAGGUGGACGCCCAGCUGGACACUCAGAAGAUUGCCCAUGCAUUUGUCCUGCGCCAUUCACAGGCCAUGGCGGGCAUCGUGAGGGACAUGAUCCAGCAGCAUCGACGUGGAUGAGAUCGAAAUACGCCCUAGCCAAAUGGGUAGCCCGGUUGGGCUUAGGUUCAAUCGCUGUCCUUCUUUUUCCCUUUAAUUAAAUGGACUCGAAAAUCGAUCUAGUCCAGAAAUCACAUGAUUAUAUUCCGAUUAUAAAACCAAAUUUAUAUUCGUUUAGGAGAACAUUUUUAGACUUGAAAAUAUAUAUGAUUUCUGGACAAGAAACCCCUGCAUCCCUUAGCAAAUCCUCAUCCUCUGCACUUGUUUUAUAUUUUUAUUAUCUUUUUGCAUCUCUUGAAGGAAACUUUAAAUAUAGUCAAAAGUGUUUUA
Messenger RNA from Drosophila kikkawai, 1544 nucleotides. RefSeq names its product lipid droplet associated hydrolase sturkopf (gene sturkopf). Lineage: Eukaryota; Metazoa; Arthropoda; Insecta; Diptera; Drosophilidae. Gene Ontology annotation, biological process: lipid storage. Gene Ontology annotation, molecular function: lipase activity. The record is from RefSeq and is a predicted model, not a curated record. Gene Ontology annotation, cellular component: lipid droplet.